GGGUCCAGAUCGCGCUUAUGACCCGAAGCCGAGCUUGCCAUCAGAUAGCGCGACGAUGUUGAAGAGGAAGCCGACGAGGCUCGAGUUCAAGGAGGCCGAUGACAAGGAGGAUCUAGAGCAAGCACGGAAGAGCGCAUCUGCUGCCGCCGCUGCUGCUGCUGCGGCUUCGUCUGCAGGUGCUGCUGCCGUUGGUGGCUCUGCUUCUGCUACCCCGCAAGUCAUCGAAUUUCGCCCUAAACUUUCUGUCGCUCAACGAAUAGGAUUCAACAAGUAGUUGUGCUGCAGCGUGUGAAUUUUGUGGGUGCGGGCCCGCACGCCGUUGCGCAAGGCGUGGCCGAGUGGUGGUGUGGUGGUACUUUCCCUUGGUGUUUGUACAUUGGACUGGGUUAAUAAAUUUUGCUCGGACUGCAAGAGAGUGGCGGUUUGUUCUCUUCGGUUCUCGGAAUGGAGGUGGAGGUGAAGCUGAAGCUGCCAGGUCGUGAAGCUCAUGAGAAAGUCGCCUCAUCUCUCAAGGCGUUUCAUGAGGUGACGCACAUGCAGGAGAAUGUCUUCUUCGAUGGCGCCAAUAAAGAGCUGAGCUCUAAGCGAGCGGUGUUGAGGUUACGGUUUUAUAAUGGCGAUGGAAAAUGUGUUGUGACGUUCAAGGGAAAUGCUGUGAUUGUGGAUGGGAUCAGCCGAGGAGAGGAGCUGGAGGAGGACAUCGACGUGUCUCUUGGGAGGGCAUGUGUUGCGGAGCCGUGGAGAUUGGCAACUACUACGUGCAAAUUGCUGAACAAGGUUGUGGCUGACUUCGCUUGCGAGGACUUCGUUUGCUUGGGCGGAUUUCGGAAUGUACGGACUGUGUUCAACUGGGAGGGGCUCAAGAUCGAGCUGGACGAAACGCAGUACGACUUUGGAACGACCUACGAAGUGGAAUGCGAGUCCACAGAUCCCGAAAGAGUUCGGGAGGUUUUAGGAGAUUUUCUGAAGUCUAAGGGCAUCGAGUUCACUUAUUCAACCAAGUCCAAGUUCGCCGUGUUCAGAUCGGGCAAGAUCGAGUAGACAUCUGAUUGAUUGAAAGGUGAUCGUCUCUUUGAUCUUGUCUUGCCAUGUUCGGAUAGGAAAGGUGUUCCCUUAUGAUCUAAAGUAGCGGAUCACCUGGGCCCUGUAAAGCAUUGUGAAUAUAGUGAAGACGUUGGAAUCAGCCUAUUGAAUAAGAUAAUCGUGUGUUUUUCAGAUUUAGAUGUUG
Messenger RNA from Marchantia polymorpha subsp. ruderalis, 1228 nucleotides. The record is from the annotation of a GenBank genome assembly. Lineage: Eukaryota; Viridiplantae; Streptophyta; Marchantiopsida; Marchantiales; Marchantiaceae.